GCUGUCUUUGAGGCACACGAGCCUCACAUGUUAACAACCGCAGCUUUUAAAUGAAACAACCAAGGGAUUAUUACCGGAAACACUGAGUGUGAGCCACUGCAAAGUACCAGACAUGGACUCCAAACGCCAAAGUGUGGUGAUGGAGCGACUUGUAAAUGAGUUGGGUUCUCUGCUGAAGAUGCUGGACCAUGAGACGGUCAGUCCUGCCACUGCUGACAAGAUGGCCUCCAUACGGAACAUCCUGGACUCAUUGCAGCUGUCAGUCAAUGGAUCUGACGUCUACAUGAACAGCUGUCUCUAUGGCAACGGCACGAGCUUUGUAGAGUCUCUGUUUGAGGAUUUUGACUGUGAUUUACACAUGCUCAGUGUAUCUCCGGUGGAGCAGAAAGAACACAAAGAGGAAGAGGAGAAGACUCAUCCUAAUAAAUCGACACCCACCGACACACCCCCUCCGCUGCCAACCACCCCCCUUCCUGAUGACUACUAUGAAGAGGCUGUUCCUCUGGAUCCUGGAUCCACCCCUCAGUACUUUACCACCAAUAUGAACACUUCCAGAAACUCAGUGGAAGAUGCUUACUAUGAAGAUGCAGACAAUAAUUACCCCACCACCAGGAUUAACGGUCCUCCCAAAAACUCUUACAAUGACUCAGAUGCUCUGAGCAGUUCCUAUGAGUCUUAUGAAGAAGAGGACGAGGAGGCAAAGGGGCGUGACCAACCUCAGAGAUGGACGGCUGAGGAGAGCUCAGAUGGACCAGUUAGAGACUGUCGCAUCUGUGCCUUCCUGCUGCGAAAGAAACGUUUUGGCCAGUGGGCUAAACAGCUAGUCGUUGUGCGAGACAAUAAACUGCAGUGUUAUAAGAGCAUCAAAGAGAGCACUCCACACACAGAGCUCCCACUGAAUUUGUGCAACGUCAUCUAUGUCCCUAAAGAGGGCAGGAAAAAGAGACACGAGUUGCGCUUCUCGUUGCCUGGAGGCGAAGCGCUAGUCCUGGCUGUUCAGAGUAAAGAGCAAGCCCAGCGAUGGCUCAAGGUGGUGCAAGAUGUUGGGAGCCAGUGUAGCAACACUGAAGGACCAGAUGGAUCCACUUCUCCCAUUAUACAGAGGAAGCUGGAGCUUGACAAGGUGCUGCAGUCUGAUCGGCAGGCUUCAGACUCAGACAGCGGGCCAACAGCAGAGAGUCAGUCCACCACACAUGUACCAGGACGGGACACCACUGACUCAUUCAACCGGGGGAAGCGUGGAGCUUUCUCAGAGCUGACGGGGUCGAUGAGCCGAGCAGCAGGGAAGAAAAUCAAUCGGAUCAUCACUUUCUCCAAACGGAAACCCCCUUUACCUGGAGAGCCUCCCUCGUCUUCUGGUCACCAUGACAACCCGCGCUGUGGCUACCUCAGUGUGUGUCUGAGCGGUUCUUGGAAGGAGCGUUGGUGUGUGGUGCGAGGAGGGAGCCUGUACCUGCAGAAGGACCCUGGUGACCAGCGGCCCCCAGUCAUUGUGGUGCCUCUCAAAGGAGCAGAGGUGGUGCCAGGUGGCCUCGGCCCCAAACAUCCCUUCUCCUUCCGCAUCCUGCAGGGAGGCAAUGAACUGGCAGCUCUAGAGGCCAGCUGCUCGGAGGAUGUUGGCCGCUGGCUCGGUGUGUUGUUUGCAGAGACCGGGAACGCCACUCUCCCUGAAGAGCUGCACUACGACUACAUCGACGUGGACACACUGACAGACAUACGGCACGCUGCCAGACACUCCUUCCUUUGGGCCACUACCACUGCUACUUCCUCCAGCAGUGCCUCAACAGACUCCAGAACUUAUGAUGAGGUCUAUGAAAGUGUUGCGGACGAGAGUACAGCAGGCCAGGUGAGACGCCACGCCUCCUUCUCCAGCAGGGAUUCUGAAAAAACUGAACAGCAGGCCGCCGUCAAGAGACAUGCCUCCAAUGUAAAUCAGUACGGGCGGUAUGGGAAGACGCGGGCAGAGGAGGAUGCCAGGCGGUACCUGACACAGAAAGAGGAGCUGGAGAAGCAAAAGGAAGAGCUCAGAAAUGCACUGAUUUCCUUCCGCAGGGAGAAGAAGGAGGUGAAGGAGGAGAUGAAGAGUGGCACAGGUCAUGGUGUGGAACAGCGGUUAGCCGAGCUGGAGACACUGUGUAAACAGAAGGAGGAGGAGAGGGUGGAGCUGGAGCUCCGACUGACAGAAGUCAAAGAAAACCUGAAGAAGUCAUUGGCUAGAGGAGCACUGGGUCCACCCACUGACACCAAGAUCAGUGUCAAGCCACAGGGCAGCAAAGUUGAAAAGGUUUACAAUGAGACUGUGCCAGUAAACUCAGCAUCUGAGCUUCGUAAACGCCCUCCGUCUCUGUACGCCUCCUCCAAGGGGAACGUCAUGCAGAAGGCAAAGGAGUGGGAGUCAAAGAAGGGGACCUAGACUGAACACGAACGGAUCGACAGAUGGAUUCAUGGGGAGAAAAAAACUGAGCUGUGACAGGAGGAUGUGUGAAGUUAGAAGAUGAUAAAGAGCAAGAAGAAGUGGCACUGAGAAGAGGAAGAAGAGAAGGAGGGGGAGGACAGACUGACACAUUCUUCCCUACUCAUAUCUAAAAAAAAAAAAAGAGGAAUCUUUGCAAGUACAGGGCAGCAUGGUGCUGUCUCAACCACUGUAAAUAU
Messenger RNA from Toxotes jaculatrix (banded archerfish), 2652 nucleotides. RefSeq names its product actin filament-associated protein 1-like 1. Gene Ontology annotation, molecular function: SH3 domain binding. Bases 113 to 2413 code for a protein of 766 amino acids. Gene Ontology annotation, cellular component: cytosol. The record is from RefSeq and is a predicted model, not a curated record. Lineage: Eukaryota; Metazoa; Chordata; Actinopteri; Toxotidae. The transcript is spliced from 19 exons.